GCAGCUCGUGGCCCCACCUCGGGAAGGGGAAAAGAGGUGGGCGAACCGCGCAACACACCACCCAACUCGCCGCACCAAUUCGUCCCAACUUCCUCCCCCAAAUCCAAACGAAGCUCUGCGUCUCCGCCGCGCGGCGCUCUGAUUGACCCCCCCGAACCCUCGCUCCCCGUCGCCACCGGCCCGGCCGCCGCCAUGGACGACGACCACGACCAGGACCCCGACCCGCCGUCGCCGGCCGCCGCCGGGGGGCGGUGCCCGUGCUGCUCCUCCUCCGCCUCGCCGGCCGUGCCGUGGCGGCGGUCCGUGAAGCGGAAGCUGGGCGCGGAGAAGGGGGAGGGCGGCGAGGUGGAGUCCGCGGCGGCGCGGGUGGACGCGGCGGAGGAGUGCGCGGCGCUGCGGGAGGCGGUGGCGGCCGCGCAGUCCACGGCGUCGGCGCUGCGGGCCGAGGUCGAGGAGGAGCGCCUCGCCGCGGCCAGCGCCGCCAGCGAGACCAUGGCCAUGAUGCUCCGCCUGCAGCGCGAGAAGGCCGAGGUCCAGAUGGAGCUCCGCCAGUUCCGCCGCUUCGCCGACGAGAAGAUGGCGCUCGACGCCGCCGAGAUCGACCAGCUCCGCGCGCUCCUCGCCCAGCGCGCGCGCCGGCUGGUGAGGCUGCGCGUCAGGCUCCGCGAGUACAGGCUCCAGUUCCUCCACCUGGGCAUCCCGCUCCCGGAGGGCGAGGAACUCGUCGCGGAGAACGCCCAGGAUGAGGAAGAGGACCUGCUACUACUCGAGGGCGAGGAAGGCUAUGGGGGCUAUUACCCGGAGCUCCGCUGCCACGACGGGGAGUACUACUACGAGGACGGGCAGGAGGAAGAGGAUGCCGUUGCCCUUGAUCUGGAGCGCCGGAUCUGCCGCCUUGAGCACGAUCAGGAAACUCACCUGAUUGAGCCGGUCCUGGAGGAGGAGGAAGGCACCCAGCUUUACACAGAUGAUGCCUUGACGGAGUUGGCUGGGCUGGAGCAGGUCGGCUUUUAUGCCAACGAGAUGUUACCUGAGGAGGCUGUGGAAGAAAGGAGCCAACUCUACAAUGAGGAUGAGGAGCUGCCGGAGUCUCCAACUGCUGGAUUUGGUGGUGGAGAGGAAGCAAGUGAGACUGAUGGUGUUGGCAGUGCAAGCGGCAGCGAUAGGGUGUACACGAUUGACAAGGUACAUCAAGGUGUGUCUGCGCCUAUAGCCAGGGUCCCGGAUAAGUACCAGGAUGAGGCGGUGGAACCAGACAUUAAGAAGCUUUAUAUGAGGCUGGAAGCGCUGGAGGCUGACCGGGAAUCAAUGAGGCAGGCCCUUGUGGCGAUGCGCACUGAGAAGGCGCAGCUUGUGCUUCUCCGUGAGAUCGCACAGCAGCUUGCCAAGGAUGGAGCUCCAGCUGGAUCAGGAGCUGGUGUGGGGCGAGGUGUUCACCAUUCGCCUGGAAAAUGCAAGGCGGGGAUCGUAGAAAGGAGGUUCACGGAGGAUAAGAAGGCGACACUCGUCAAGACAUUCUCCAUGGUUGCAUUAUUUAAGUGGGUCGUUACUUUAUUCGGCAAGAAAAAGAAGGUACCACAAAGCAGGUAUACUUUUGGCUUAUCAAGUAACAAUGUUGGUUUGCUCCUACUCUUGGAUAAGUACCCGCGGAUCCAGAAAACCCUCACGAGAACAAAGUAAAAUCUGCCAUUCUGCUGAAAGAAGCAUCAGCGGCUGUUCAAUGUAAAUAAAUAGCUGUCAGCUGGGAAUUUGGCGUCAGGUUGCAUUUUUAGUGAAGGGCAGGUGGAGCUGGUAUUGUUUUGAUUCUUUUGUUGGGUGAUUUUUUUUCCCCGUCUUGGGUGAUGAGGAUGGAUAUGCGUUGAUCUUGCAAUUGUUCAAGUCACGAAACAAACGCUUUUGCUUCUUUGUCACCAGCAAAAGCUUAAUGAUUGUAUAGUGCGCUUGAAAUACACCAUGGUGGUUGUUGAUUGCUUUGCUUGCUUCCAGAUUGAUGAGAGAGUACUGAUGAACUUUAGAUUA
Molecule: messenger RNA, 2019 nt
Organism: Panicum hallii
Lineage: Eukaryota; Viridiplantae; Streptophyta; Magnoliopsida; Poales; Poaceae
Product: myosin-binding protein 7-like
Exons: 3
Coding region: 193-1680 (495 amino acids)
Source: RefSeq, a predicted model, not a curated record